CAAAAAAGGAAGGAAAAAGAAUUCAUUUAAUUCAUGUUCAUCGCCGCCUCUUGUAGUCUUGGAGUCUUGUUGGCUUCCUUGAGAAAAGAAAAUUAUUUAAUCCACAGAACUUGAAAAGGGUGAGAGAGGUAAGCAAAUGGAAUAGAAAGUGGAGGAGGUGGGAAAACACAGCUCUUUCUAUGAUGUGUACAUCAAAACAAUUAGCGUGAAAAUUCGAAUAGAUUCGAGCCCACAAUUGAGAUAGUCCGAGUACGUAUUCGCCAAUAUGCGUGUUGUGAUUGGUUGAUUGAUCAAUGGUUUUUAAGGCGGUGGAGGACAUAUUUUAUUCGCUAAUUUUUGUGCUUUUGACGGGGAAUCACUGAUGGCUUUUGAGCUUAUGCAACCCGAGUCAGCUUCCGGAGAUUCCGGUUCUGGGUUUUGUUGGGUUUUUUGAGAUAUUCUGUGGGUCGAGAGGGUUUGGCAUUUGGGGGAGUGAUGUUAGACUUUAGGGAAGGUGGCGUGGCGAGGGGAUUAGGUUUAGGGUUAGGUUUUGGGUUUUGGGAUUAGGUUUUGGGGUGAAGAUGGAAGAGAAUGAGCUCGAGGAAGGCGGGGCUUUCUACUACGAGGAGGAAGACAACGCAAGCAUUGACCCUGAAAUCGCUCUCUCUUACAUUGGUGAGAAGCUUCAAGAUGUUUUGGGACAUUUUCAAAAGGAUUUUGAAGGUGGGGUUUCUGCAGAGAAUUUGGGGGCAAAGUUUGGUGGCUAUGGUUCAUUUCUACCAACUUAUCAGCGUUCUUCUUCUAUCUGGUCUCAUCCAAAGACUCCACAGAGAGUCCAGAACUACAAUAAGGCAAUAUCUCCUAACACUUUACUGAUGGAGGGUUGCCCUCAGAUUGCUAAAGCACCCUCAAAUGCUCACCCAUCUGUGAAGCUUGGAACUACUUCCUGCGAUGCCCCUUCAUUGCAUAUGACAAGAGUCUCAUCUGGGAAUAUUUCAGUCAAACAAGAUUCGUUCUUGCCUUCUGCUCCAGUCAUGGAGAUGUCACCCUCAAAACAUGGAACUUCAAAUAAAUUAGUUAAUCCCACUGGCCGGAGAGUGCCAAAGGUUAGAAUCAAAGUGGGUUCCGUUAGUGCUGAGAAAAAAAAUGCUGAAAUCUAUAGUGGACUUGGGCUUGAUAAUUCUCCAUCUUCAUCACUGGGGAAUAGCCCUGAUGAAAGUGGAGGGAUGCCACUUGAAUCUCAAGAACAGGAAUCUCCCACCAGCAUUCUUCAGAUUAUGACUUCGUUCGCUGUUCCUGAGGGUGUACUGUUAUCACCUCUUCAUGACAGCUUCAUUUGCUUGAUAAGAAAGAAAAAAUUUCCAAGAAACAGUAAACCUGUGCCUGCUCUUGAAGGCAGUCAAGAACAACCUGCUUUAUCACCAGAUGAGGCAGCUACAUUGCUGGUUGAUGAGCAGGUUCUAAAAGAGAAGAAAACAAGGCUAGUCAGGAAAAGUGAACGGCGAGCAGAAGUGAAGCAUGGGAGUGGUAUGGAUUUUAAGAAUGACAUGGCAUUUCCUUUGAAGGAAGAAGUAGAAAAUCAGUUCCCAGAAGGCAAGGAGCAUUUCUCCAAUGACUUGAAAUUCACAUCUCUUUCCAACACACUACAUGAUGUUGGGGAUUCUGGCAAAGGUACUGGCAGGGCAACUGAAAUUUUCGGGGAGCCCAAUAAAGAUGGGUUGAAAGAAAGAGUAUUCUUUUCUGACUUGGAUAAGGAAGAGCCUUUGGAGCCAAUAACUGGUCAAGACAGUGGCACAAGCGUGCAACGAAAUGUCAAGAGUGGUUCUCUGGAAAAUACUUGGGAAUGCGGGGUGGCAUGUUCCAAUAAGAAUGUUUCUGCUGAUCCUAGAGAAGAUGUCAGGUACAAAGGUAACAAGCUUCCUGGUCAAUUUAGAGCUGACUCAGAUAUGUUUACGGGUAAGGAAGAUACUGAUGUUGGAGAAAUGGAUCCUUCACAAUGGAAGGUUGGCCAAAAAGCUGUAUCACAUGAUCACGGUAGAAUUACAAUGUCCUGCAAGAAGGAAAAACAGUUGUGGGAGGGCAAAAAGAAGUUAAAGGGAGCCCAAAUUAAUGGUGAGCCUGCUCCCCAUUUAGCAGAGGAAGGCUUGAGGAUUGGAUUUUGUUCAGCACCAAAAGAUAAGCAUAAUUUGAAGUCCCAAAAAGAUACUGGAGAGGUCGAGGAUAAUCCUAGAGAAUUAUUGACAGACAGAAAAUCAGAACAGAUGGCUGACCGAAUAGAUCCACUAAAGAGACCUGGUGAGAGGGCAAAGGUUUCUGAUUUUAAGGAUGUUGAGAAAGGAGGGAGUGCAUUCUUUAAGUCAAAGGGAAGAUCAAGCGGAAAAAGAGUUGAAAACCAGUAUGCAUCUGAGGCAUCUUUACAAGUGGCCCUGAAUCCACCUUUUACAGAAAACAGAUCCACCACAAAGAUGGUGCCAGCAGCAGUGGCUCCUGUAGUCAUAGAAGAAAAUUGGGUGUGCUGCGACAGUUGCCAGAAGUGGCGGCUUCUACCAUUUGGUAAAAAGCCUGAACACCUCCCUGAGAAGUGGCUGUGUAGCAUGCUAAGCUGGCUGCCUGGGUUGAACCACUGUGAUAUCAGUGAGGAGGAAACAACAAAGGCUCUUAAUGCAUUGUACCAACUUUCUAUUCCUGAGAGCCAAACUAGCAUGCACAAUCAUGUCAAUGGAAUUGCAUCUGGAGUAACUUUGGAUGAUGUACGACAUCCUGGCCAGAACCAUCAAAAUCCCAGUUCUCAUGACAUGCCUAAUGAAGGAAAGAAGAAAUAUGGAUGCAAAAAAAUGUCGAAUGCAGGUAACAAUAGUGGUCAGAUUCCAAAUUCUGCAAAGAACCAUAGGCAGGAACCUUUGAAAAGCAGAAGCUUAAUUGACAGGCACAAAUUAGAUGUUGAAAAACACAUACAUAAGCAAAAGGAGAAGAAUAUGAAAAAGGGUGAUCUGGAGCAAACGAAGACAAAAAGUAAAAGGGAAGCUGAUAAUUAUGGGGGUGAAGCUUCUAAGAAAGCUAAAACAGAAGAUGCUUGUUAUAGCGGUAAAAAUUGCAAUUUCAAACAUGGCAGGGACCUUGGAAAGGUUUGCCUCAUUUCUGACACCACUUUGCCAGCUAAGGCAACUGGGAAGGAAGUGAUCAAAUCCAAUGAAAUCUGUUAUUCAGUGGAUUCAAAUUGUGAUAAAAAGGACAAGAUGCUACUUUCUGUAAAGAAACUGGAAGGCCAAGCUCAGGUCUCUCUGCAUGGUGGGUCAUUGGCUAUGAAAACAAGUGAUAAAAGGGAUAUUGCUCUGGAGGAGAGGAAAUUGAACGAGUGGGAGGACAUUGAGAACCAGACAGAUGUAUGUCAAAUUACCAAGGAUCAUAUCCAGGAAAACAAGGUUUUUGUGAAGGAGAAUAGUGAGAUGGAAUUCAGAAAGGAAAAGAAAACCAAGCUGUCUAUUGAGGGGGUGGAGUCCAAUACAAGUAAGGGUGAUGAUAGAUCAAGAAAAGGUGUGAUGACCAGAAUCCUCUUGUCAGGUACUAAAGAUGAUGAAGUUGACAAUAUAGAAGAGGUGAGAAUUAUUGAGAAAAACCAGCAACACAAAAUGUGUGAAGAAAAGAUCGCAUCUCAACAAACGUUGGACAGUAUUGACUCAAUGAAAAAGGAUUUGGGAACUGGGAAAGUUUCAAUGGAAGCCACUUCAAGCUCUUCAAAGGUUUCAGGUUCUCGUAAAACUAGAGCCAACUUCCAAGAAGUGAAAGGCUCACCAGCAGAAUCAGUCUCUUCAUCUCCUCUGAGGGCCUCUAAAUUAGACAACCUUACAUCAGAUAAAGGAGGCAUUUUAAGAAAAGAUGAUGCCACAGAUGGUGGUCUUUCCAUGGUGGGUAACCUGGGAAGAUGUUUGAAUGGGGUAGGCAACAGAAGUUGCAAUCAGUCUGGAGCACCAAUAAAGGAGAAAGUAUCCUCUGUCUUCCCUCCUAAAUCCCUUGAACUUCAUGCUCUUGAUAACCGGGAUGGAGAUGCUAAACCCAAGUUCAGUGCCAAGGCUAAACCUUCUGAACUUGGGAACAGCCAUUUGGUGAAGGGUGAUGCUAUUACCUCAGAACAACACCAUGAGUAUGGCAAUGAUCUGCAUGCUGUGGAACAUUGUGACAAUGAAAAUCAUUUCUGUGAUAGUGCAUUAUUUCCACAGAAAUCUAGUAGAGGUUCCUCUAUGCGGUCGAAGGAGAAUAACAGAAGGUCCAGAUCUGAUUUUGAUAGUGAUAAGAUGAAGGUCUGUGAUCCGCUGAAUGAGCAGGAAGAUUUGCAUGCAAGCAAGAGCCUGAGGUGUAAGUUAGAAAAUGAUACCCAACAUCUUGCACCCCGCCCUGAAACAGUUAGUGAUGUAAAGCACAGUUUUCCUGGUCGAGGUUGUAUUAAGUAUAAUGAUGAUGAGAAGAAUCAUGUUAACAAGGGGAAUUCUUUAGGGAAAUGGUCAGGUGACAUCAAAAAAGAAAAUCAGUUAAAAUUUAGAGAAUAUGAGGGUUCAAAUCUGAAAUUGGGUGAUUCAUGUAGCCUUUAUAAGAGUGGUACUCCUCAAAAAUUUUUGAAUAAGAGUUUUGCAAAGAAAACUGAUCUGAAAGAAUUAGAGUCAAGAGGUGAGACACUACAAUUGUUCCCUUAUCGUGAAGGUGAACGUGAAACUCUGGCUCGGGAUUUCCAAUCAGUACCAGGAUCCCAGAAAGAAAGGGUCUUUGAUUUAUGUUCAGUUGGUGCCUCUGCCUCUGCUGAUGUGUCAAAAGUAUUAAAGGAGCCUGGAAAUGCUGGUAUCAAGAAUGGAACUCGACAGAGCUUGGGUCAUCUCCUGCCUAAUGAACACAGGGUUAGGGAUCUAAGCAUCUCUAGUCCCAUGAGAAAGGAUUCUUUUGGUCCUAGUGCCACUAAUGCCCUGAAAGAAGCCAAAGAUCUCAGAGACUAUGCUGAUCGUCUUAAGGGCUCUGGUUUUGGUUUUGAAAGUUAUGAGACAUACUUCCAAGCUGCUGUAAAGUUUCUUCAUGGUGCUUCACUUCUAGAAACUUGCAAUAGUGAUGGUGGGAAAAAUGGGGUGAUGACUCAAAUUCAGGCAUAUAGUACUGCAGCUAAACUUUGUGAACGCUGUGCCCAUGAAUAUGAGAGACGGCAAGAAAUGGCAGCUGCUGCUUUAGCAUACAAAUGCAUGGAGGUGGCGUGCAUGAGGGUAGUUUACUGCAAACAUUCCAGUAUAAAUAGAGAUCGGCAUGAGUUGCAAGCAACUUUACAAAUUGCUCCUAAAGGUGCAUCUCCGUCAUCUUCAGCAUCAGAUAUCGAUAAUUUAAACAAUCAAACAAUGACUGAUAAGGCUGCUCUGUCCAAGGUUUCUCAUGUUGGUGGAAAGCAUGUCAUUGUUGCUCGUAACCAUCCUAACUUUGUUCGGCUUCUUGAUUUUGCACAGGAUGUAAAUUUUGCUAUUGAGGCCUCAAGAAAAUCACAGAAGGCUUUUGUGGCUGCUAAUUUACUCCUGGAAGAGGCACAGAAUAGGGAGGGUAUCACUUCUGUUAGAAGGGUUAUUGACUUCAGCUUCCAAGAUGUAGAGGGACUCAUUCAUUUGGUUCGGCUUGCACAGGAGGCCAUUAGUUAGUCAGGUCUCAGUGGCAGUAGAGAUUAAGUCUGCCCUGUAUGUAUAAUGUGCACUUUUUGGUUUAAUUCUACUGUAAGUAGGCAUCAGGAAGAAAAAAAGGGGGGAAAAGAAGCCAACUGGACCUGCACUUGGAAUCCCUCAAAGGGACAGUCAUCCCUCUCUGUACAUGUGUACAAAAAGUGAGAUUGAUUUGCACAUUUUGUAAUGUAUUCUUUGAAUGUCCAGCUUGUUAUAGUCAUGGAUAAGGGCAUGACAUGUUCCUCAGUUUCAUGAAGGGUGAUAAACUUCUUGCUUAUUCAGUGACAAAGCCUGGAGAUUAUGUAAUAGUCCAGUUUUUUUUUUUGGCUCUCUUGUUCUGGAACUAGAGGGUAUGUAUAUAUAUGUAUUUAUGUAUGUAUAGAGAUUGAAAGCCCCUUAGGCAACUUGUUUGAGGAAGGUUGAAUACUGAAAUAGUUAGGAGCAGUCAAUUUUCUGUCAAGGACUUCCUGUUUUGCUACUAUUUAUUUGAAUUCUCAGUGGAAUAGAAAUCAAGUUCUUGGGGAGUUAUUCUUUUA
Messenger RNA from Vitis riparia (riverbank grape), 6193 nucleotides. RefSeq lists its product as uncharacterized. The transcript is spliced from 11 exons. The record is from RefSeq and is a predicted model, not a curated record. Gene Ontology annotation, molecular function: zinc ion binding. Bases 561 to 5639 code for a protein of 1692 amino acids. NCBI's taxonomy places the organism in Eukaryota, Viridiplantae, Streptophyta, Magnoliopsida, Vitales, Vitaceae.